GCCCUCCCCGUUGCCAUGGCGCUGCGCUGGCGCUGCAAGAUGGCGGCCGGGAGGCAGCCGGCCCCGCGGCGCGGCCCACCAUAGGCACCAUGGCGGCUGCUUUGCUCGGGGCGCUGGUGCUGCUGCUGCUGGCGGCACUAUGUCCCGGGCAGCGGGCUUGGGACCCCGUCUUUCAGCCUUCAUUUAUCCAUAUGUCAGGGCCCAGUGUCAGUUUGUUUUUUCUUGGAAGUUCUUCAGGAGUUAAUUUUUCUAUAAUUUUAAGCCCUGUAGAUGAAGAGACAGGAAGAUUGCAACUUGCAAAUUGCAGUGGAAGUAAAAGAGCUGGUGAUUGGAAUUUGAAUGUAACACCUGGUAUGAAUGCUUCCAAAGUGACUGUAAGCUUGAGGAGAAAUCUGCAGUUGUGUUUGCCGAAUGCCACUGACUGCUGCACAACACCUCUCUGUGUGGUUGAAACGCUCCAGAUUUUAGCUUGUCGUGAUUCAGUGAUGUUGGCACGUCUCCUGAUUCAAGCUGAAAUAUAUGCCAACUCUUCCUUUACAGGAAAUGUGUCAGAAAAUGCAACUAUCAUCCCAAACCAGGUGUUUCAGCCCUUGGGCUCUUGUCCCUGUGACUUGACAGCUGGAGCUUGUGACGUUCGUUGUUGCUGUGAUCUGGAAUGUACACCGGACUUGAAGCAGUUAUUCAAUGAAUCGUGUUUCACUGGAGUGUUUGGUGGGGAUGUAAACCCACCUUUUGAUCAGCUGUGCUCUUCUCAGUCAAUGGAAUACACCCCGGACUGGUUUCCCUUCCUUUGUGUACAGUCUUCUCUUAACAAUACACCGUUUCUUGGGUACUUUUAUCAUGGGUCUAUUUCUACACCCAAAGUUCCUUCAUUUAAGAUCCCAUUACAAACUUCUGUGAAACUUUUCACUGGUUACAGACAAGGAGAUCCAAUUAUGACAGAAGAAAAUGAGUAUUUUACUGUUCCCCAGCGGUCCAUGGCUGGACAGUGUGUUGGAAAUGCCCCCGUAGCCUAUCUCCAGAACUUUGAUGUCAGAUGCCUUACCGAUCUGGCCUCUUACAAGGAAGGACUGCCCCAUGACGUGAGGAUAAACAGUGGUAUUGGAGACUUCAUCCAACAAAAUGUCACCUAUAGGACCAUCACUGACAUGAGCAAAUUCAUCACUGAAAGUGAAAGCCGUCAUAAUGCUGAGGUUCUGUGUCAAAACGUAACUUUUGCAGAGCAUUAUAUGUUCAUUUGGAAAGAUGAGAACAUAGAACAAGUAAAUGUCACAGUCUUCCUUGGAAUUUUAUGUGAUGGAGAAACACUGACACAGAGAUUCACAGUCAAAUUUCUAAGUGUAAAGGGUACUAAUGCAGCAGAACAGUUUGAGAAUCCAGGUUAUCAAGUUGGAAAACCAGUGAGAGCUGCAAAUAUGAAUGCUUCUGAUACUUUUGGAAGCCUAAACAUUUGGCAGCCAGUUGGCAGAAGUUUAUGUACAUCGGCAACUUAUACACCAGUUUUAUUUGGACUCGAUUCAUUCUCCGGGUGCAUUCUAGAAGUUGGUAUUAAUGAAGAUUGCAGCCUUUUAAGAGGAAAUGUGACUGAGAAAUUGAAUUCAUUAAUACAAGCUACUCACAUUGGAAGGAGGGACAAUUCAAGUUACAGUAAUCUAAAUGACUGGGUGGAAAUUAUACGUCUUGAUCCAUUUAAUUCUGAUACCAACAUGAGCACUGGACACUUAAAAGGCAUUUGUCCAGAUAUUCCUGCAAAUCUGAAUAUUCGCAUAAUCUUUGCUGAUGUGGGGGCAGUACAAGGGAUUCCCCAGCAAGAGAUUCUUGCUGUGCAGAUCAGUUACUCAACAGUCAUAUGGCAAUUCCAGUGCGGGCUUAUCUGUGAAAACAGCAUCAGCUUUCUUCCCAUCACUGCUUCUGUUCAGUUUCUUAAAGUGCCAGCUCAGCCACCCAUUCCAGUGACAAGAUUUCAGCAUAAUUAUACAGAAUUUGACUGCAAUCGAAAUGAUGUCUGCUGGCCACAACUUUUUUAUCCAUUGACACGAUUUUACACAGGAGAACCAUAUUCCCAGUGUCUUGCUAAAGGCCUGUCAUUGGCAUUUCUUGUUUUACUUGCAGCAAUUAUGAGUAACCCUUGGUUUUCUAAAUUAUGGAAUAGUUCCUUGGUUUAAAAAUGUUGAUGUAAAGAGAACCACUUUUGUUAAUAUUUCAAGUACUUUGGGGUAAAAUUUACGGAUUUUGUAGAGAUUUAUACAGACAUUUGAAUACAUAAAAUGAAUGCUUUUACGGUA
Falco peregrinus (peregrine falcon) is the source of this 2285-nucleotide messenger RNA. RefSeq names its product tectonic family member 2 (gene TCTN2). Gene Ontology annotation, biological process: smoothened signaling pathway; protein localization to ciliary transition zone; cilium assembly. NCBI's taxonomy places the organism in Eukaryota, Metazoa, Chordata, Aves, Falconiformes, Falconidae. Bases 90 to 2165 code for a protein of 691 amino acids. Gene Ontology annotation, cellular component: MKS complex. The transcript is spliced from 18 exons. The record is from RefSeq and is a predicted model, not a curated record.